Messenger RNA from Mytilus californianus (California mussel), 3939 nucleotides. RefSeq names its product PHD finger protein 21A-like. The transcript has 15 exons. The record is from RefSeq and is a predicted model, not a curated record. Bases 115 to 1650 code for a protein of 511 amino acids. NCBI's taxonomy places the organism in Eukaryota, Metazoa, Mollusca, Bivalvia, Mytilida, Mytilidae.
AGGUCAGUGAUCGUUAUGUGCCCGUGAUGUGUUGCUCUGUGUAAUUUCUUGUUUUUAAGGAAAAAAAAUAAUUUAGGCCAAAGGAAAAUAUUUCAGUUAAUUCUGAUUUUAUCUAUGAUGACAACUCCAGAGCUAGAAUUAAUUCAAGUGCAGCUGAAGUCAGCUAUUCAAAAUCAUCAGAUCCUGGUUUCCAAAAUAAAGGCUGACCUACAGAAUGUGGAGCUGAAAACGCAACUUCGUGAUUUACAGAAACAGAUUACAGUUUUAAGUGAAAAACAGAGAAUUAUAGUACAAAGUUUGCGUAAAGAUAUUAUAACAAAGAAAUCACCAGUGUCAUCACAAGUGAAUAUUCAGCCUACUUGCCUCCCACUUGGAGCCACAAGUCUUGCCAUCACAUCAGUGCCGCCUGCAGCACAUACCAUGUCUCAACCUGCUCAUUUAUUACUCCAGCCUGUCAAUCAACUCAUUCCAACUGUAUUUGCUGCUCAGUCUAUUGGUCAACCAAUCUCACCUCAAAUAUGUGCCAUGCCCCAAUUUGUCCAAUCUAUUGGUCAAUUGGUAACAUCAAUACCACAACCAGCUCAUAUAAAUCAACAAAUCUUGCCACAGCCAACAAACAUACAAACAACUCCUGUCAUUCCGAUCCAGCCAGCCAGGAUAUUACCAGCUCCAAUACCUGUCUCUCUUAUUACAACAGCUGUUACCAAUGUGGUUAGCUCAGUAGUAAAGACAGAACUGCAAAUAACAAAUAAAUCUCAGCCAUCAUCACCCUUACGAGUACCUCAGUAUCCUAAGUCAAGGUCAACUUCACAGGGUAGUUCUAAGUCAUCCUCAUCCACAUCAAUACAGAGGCAACCUUCAUCUGAUGAUCUUGGUGAUAGAACUGUUGAUAAAAAACCAACUCCAGAAGAAAAAGAGAAACUGAAUUUUAUGAAUGCAUUAGAACUUAUAACUAGGGAAGCAUUAAAUGAAUUGAAGAAUAAAAGAUAUGAUAGAAGAAGAAGGACAACAGCAAACCCACUGUAUAACUUUGAACCAGAUAUAAGAAAGAGACCAAAUAGUUUAACAUUGAAUUCACUUCCUGGUGCUAAGAGGUCAAGAGGAAGACCCCCUAAACAAAGUCGUACUUCACCGUGUAAUAGUCAUCCUAGUACACCAGAUAGUAACGACAGUUGGACUGGCAUUAAAAAUGGUGUCUUUAAAAAUGGGGCUUCUGAGUUCCAAGAAGUCAGAGACUUGUCUUGUUCCAAAUGUGGCAUGGUUGAUAACCUCAUUCCAUGUGACACUUGUCAUAGAGCUUACCAUAUUCAUUGUGUAGAACCAUCAUUACCCAGCAUUCCAGAGGGAAGAUGGAGUUGUCCUAAAUGUCAUGCCAAUGGAAAAUCUGGUACCUGGUCUGCUGAAACUCUUGCUAUGGUACACAACUUCAUUGCCAACAAAACUGCUAAAGAGGAAGAGAAACGAAAACUUCAAAGAAGAAGUUCUGAUUUACUUGCUGAGAAAAUGAUGAUUGAUAAUAAAACUAAAUCUCUCAAUGAAAGUCUUAUGCAACAACGACAAAGAAAAGAAGAAUUGCUAGAAAGACAUAGAUUAACCCAACAGUCAGUAGAGACAAUGAAGAAUUUCAUCAAAGUUAUACAAGCUUCUUAACAGUAGUCUAAUAUUUCAAAGUUUAGAAUUGUACUGAAACAGUAAUCCAAAAAAAUACAAAUAUGGUAAUUAGGUCCAUGUGUUUAAUGUUUACAUAUAGAAAAUGAUGUGAUUAUUUAUAUAAUGUGUCAGUUAGAAAGACAACAAUCUUCUUAGUACAUUAAAGUGAGGUUAAUAUGAAGAGAAAAGGGUGGAAAUAGAUUUGUUAUUAUUUGUUUUUCUACUUAAUACUUGGUUUUAAAUACUUUAACUGUAUACAGUAGAGAUGAGCAUAAUUUGAUGCAGUAUAAUAUUGAAAGAAACACAAUUAAAAAUUCCAAAAUAUUUUUUUUAACAGUUCAAUUUUGCUCCUAUGCAAAGUACUCUUUUAGACUGGUGAAAGCCUUGAAAAAUUAUUGUCUUCUUUUUUGCGUUUUUGGGUUGAAUCGUGGACAUUUGCCUCAAUUAUCUUUUUAUUAUGUACGCACCCUAUGGGCAUUUUUAUGCUGAUAAAUACGAUCAAAUCUUUGAAUUACUCGUACCUUUUUAAUAACAGUGAUAUAAGAAUCAGUCAAUUAUGGGGAGAAAAAAUGAAAAAAAGAGUGCUUCAUUUAAAAGCAUUUUUAAAAAUUGUUAAAAGAAUUGUAAGAUAAAUUCUGUAUGACAUAAUAUUGAACCAUUUAAAUAUUUUUUAAAGCAGAUAUAAUAGCUUAAAAAGUUCUUUCAAUAAAGUCUACUUAAUUAAAUUAUACAUGAAUCGGGCUAUUAUGAAAUUGAAAGCUUGAAUGUUUCUAUUUGACUGUCUUUUUAGAAUAUGACAUAUGGGAAUAUUAAAGUCAUAUGAAACUUCAAAUUUAAAAAAAAGUUGAAUAUGUUUUAUAUACUUGAAUGGCUAAGUUUGACUCUAAAAAAAGUGAACGUGAUUUUUUUUUAAAAAGAAAAUCCUUUACUUUAUCAAAAUCUUCAUAAAUGUACCAAUAUUGAAGUAUUGACUUCCCAGGCACUAAUUCGCCGAUAUUUUUUCACGUAUGCAGUAACCUUAACUAUGAGACCUCUUGUUAUAACUUCGACCAGUGCAAGUGCGAGGGGAAAAUCGUGAUGAAAGAAUGUAAACAAACGUAGGUAAAUAGUAAUAACAGAUUCUUAAAAGAACAAAUUUAAUACAACAAAUCAUUUAACAACUGUUAAGGAAUAGUUUAAUUAACAAAUGGGAACGCAUUGAAACUACAAAAACAAAUGUCAUGGCUCUUUCAAUUCACUUAUCUGUCACGUUUUCUUCGUGCUCUGUUUUUAUUGUUUAUCAAUGUCCCGAUCCGUUGAACUUCGGCAACAAACUCGAAAGUUUAAAAGCUUGCGAUCAACAACCACUGACUGAAAUAUUAUUUGUCGAUAAUAUGUUAUAGAUGUGCAAUAAAUAUAAAAAAUGUGCAUGCAAGACUUAGUUUAGUAUAUAUGCAGGCAUUGGUUCAAUAAUUUCGAUAACAUUGAAAUUUUAAGAAAUUUGUUUCAUAUGACUUUAAGUAUGUGACAUUGUUCAUCUAUGAAGAUAAUUUAUAUGCAUGUAAAAAAGUUUUAGCUACAUCAUAAUGUUUUACAAUUUACUUAUUGGGAAAUGUAUUUGUUGUUUAAGUUUGAUAUUAAAAGUAAUUGUGAUGUGUACUUGUUCACUGUCAUUUGAUAAUAAUGUAGAAUUCUGUAAAAAAAAAAAACUGUGAUUUUCAAAAUCUUGGCAAUUAGACAUUUGAAUUACUUCGUUUUUGUUCUAGGAUUUCCUUGAUAUUUUUUCUAAAGAUUUGUGUGUGUGUAUGUAUGUGUGUGAAAGAAUCAUUAAUUAUAAGAAAUUAAUUGGAAAUUAAGACUUCAUUUGUGUUCUUUCAUAUCUCUUUCUAUUUAGAAUUCAAUGUACACAUUGAUUUAGAUCAUAAUUGCAUUUUAUCUUUUUCCACUUAUAGAUCCUUAAGUCAGUUUUUAUCAGCAAGAUUAAGAAGGUUUUAUUAGAAAUUGUCUAAUUUGAUGAUGCCUAGUUUUACUUCAUCCCUACACAACAGGUAUAUCCAGAAGUCCUAUGCUAGGUCCUACACAUCUUGUAUAACCCUAUAUCAAAGAUAUAAUGAUUGUAACAUGUUUGUUUUACUAGAUGUUGUGUUCUUAAAUGUCAAACUCUACUAGAAGGUGCUAUUCAGUAUGAUUUGUAAAUAAUUAAUAUGUAAUUUAUUAUAGAGAUAGGUUGUAAUUUAAAAGAGUUAUCAUCCAAUUAUAUUCUCACCAUAUCACAUGUUUUAUUUCUGUUCAAUUUCUUUUUUAUGGUUU